UCAGGAAAAGAGCAAACCCCCAUACAACGUUGAGAAUCGAAAUUGACUUGCAAAAAAAAAACCGGACUGACGAAAACCACUUUUUCAUUCAUCAGCACGUGGAUCAACAAGUUGCUUUCGAGUGCGUAAUUUCCAUUUGAGCGGCGUUCAUCAUAAUCCGCGCCACACGUGAUCGACAAAGCACUUCAGCUGCAAAAAAAAAAAAAAAAAAAAAAAAUUCCUCAUCUAUGAAGAGAAACAAGCCCCGGACAGUCAGCGGAGACACAUCUCGUCCGGGAGUCAAGAAGGAGACCGGCUCCAUGCCUCGCUGCGUCUCCAGAUGCCCGGCUGGCCACCUCAUGGUAACUUUGCGCACCCAGCCCGCUGGAGAGAGGGGACACACUGAGAAGAGAUCUGAAUGAAUGGGACUGAGAUUUAUUCCCAAUUUCUCUUCUCGCCUCCCCCCCAGACUGUUGUAUGUGUUGUAUAUCCCGCUGGUUGAAGGUGUCUCGCGUUACCAGCAGAUAUCGACUGAGCGGUGGGUAGAUCCAUCACGCGAACAGGGGAGCAGCAAAUGUCGAAGAAACGGAAAAGUCCUGACGACCAGGACUUCGAGGAAUCUCCGUCUGCAGGAGGCAGCGACCAAGGCUUGACGGAUGAGAAAGUGAAGGCCUACCUCUCGCUGCAUCCGCAGAUGCUGGACGACUUUGUGUUGGAGAGCGUGAGUGCAGAGACGUUGGACAGAUGGCUGAAGAGGAAGACCAGCAGCAGGCCUGCAGAUGACACGUCAGCUAAAGGAGUCAGCAGGCAGUACCAGGACACAAACAUGCAGGGCGUGGUGUACGAGCUCUACAGCUACAUGGAGCAGCGGCUGGACACUGGAGGAGACAACAAACUCCUGCUCUAUGAGCUGUGCAGCAUCAUCAAAACAGCAACAAAAGCUGACGGAUUUGCACUUUACUUCUUGGGAGAAUGCAACAAUAGUUUAUGUAUGUUCACUCCAACGGGGGCCAAAGACGGCCCUCCAAGCCUCAUCCCCUCCGGGCCCAUCGCAUUUGGGACAACCAUCGCCGCUCAUGUUGCCAAGACUCACAAAACACUCCUAGUAGAAGACAUCAUGGGGGAUGAGCGCUUCCCCGACGGCACAGGGCAGGACUCAGGGAUCCACGUUCACUCUGUCCUGUGCCUCCCCAUCCUCACUGCCAUCGGGGACCUCAUCGCCAUCCUGGAGCUGCAUCGGCACUGGGGCAAGGAGCCCUUCAACCUCAGCCACCAGGAGGUUGCUACAGCGAAUCUAGCGUGGGCUUCAGUUGCCAUUCAUCAAGUACAGGUGUGCAGAGGCCUCGCCAAACAGACUGAGCUCAACGACUUCCUUCUAGAUGUGUCAAAAACAUACUUUGAUAACAUUGUGGCAAUAGAUUCUCUACUUGAACAUAUUAUGAUAUAUGCAAAAAACCUGGUGAAUGCGGACAGGUGCGCACUCUUCCAGGUAGAUCACAACAACAAAGAACUGUACUCUGACCUGUUCGAUAUCGGUGAGGAGAAAGAAGGCAAACCUGUCUUUAGGAAAACCAAAGAAAUUAGGUUUUCUAUAGAGAAGGGAAUAGCUGGCCAAGUGGCUCAGACGGGGGAAGUCUUAAAUAUCCCAGAUGCCUAUGCAGACCCACGGUUCAACCGAGAGGUGGACCUUAAAACCGGCUACACCACGCGGAACAUCCUGUGCAUGCCCAUCGUGAGCAGGGGGACUGUUAUAGGUGUGGUGCAGAUGGUGAACAAACUAAGCGGAAGUGCCUUCACUAAAACGGACGAGAACAACUUUAAGAUGUUCGCCGUCUUUUGUGCUCUGGCCUUACACUGUGCAAAUAUGUACCACAGGAUCCGGCACUCUGAAUGCAUUUACAGAGUGACGAUGGAGAAACUGUCUUAUCACAGCAUCUGCACAUCGGAAGAAUGGAAGACCCUCACCCAGCUCAACCUCCCUGCACCCAUUUACAAAGAGAUCGAAAUGUUCCACUUUGACAUCAGUCCCUUUGAGGAGAUCUGGCCUGCUGUCUUCAUCUACAUGGUCCAUAACUCCUGUGGAAAGACCAGCUUCGAGCUGGAGAAGCUGUGUCGUUUCACCAUGUCUGUACGGAAGAACUACCGGCGAGUGCCCUACCACAACUGGAAGCACGCCGUGACGGUGGCGCAUUGCAUGUACGCAAUCCUGCAGAAGACCUCCGGGAUGUUCACAGAGCUAGAGAAGAAGGGUCUGCUGAUCGCCUGCCUCUGCCAUGAUCUGGACCAUCGGGGGUACAGCAACACGUACCUGCAGAAGUUUGACCACCCGCUGGCUGCUCUGUACUCCACCUCCACCAUGGAGCAACACCACUUCUCUCAGACUGUCUCCAUCCUACAGCUGGAAGGGCACAAUAUUUUCUCCAACCUGAAUUCCAGCGAGUACGAGCAGGUGUUGGAGAUCAUCAGGAAGGCCAUCAUCGCCACUGACCUCGCCCUGUACUUCAACAACCACCAGCAGCUGACGGAGCUGCUGACCUCGCAGGCGCUCGACUUAAGCAACCACUCGCACAGGUCAGGUCGCGACUCGAGGGACCGUGUGAUUGGUCUGAUGAUGACAGCAUGUGACCUGUGUUCUGUUACCAAGAAAUGGCAAAUCACACGACUCACAGCCAACGACAUCUAUGCUGAGUUCUGGGCUGAGGGAGACGAGAUGAAGAAGAUCGGGACGCAGCCGAUCCCCAUGAUGGACAGAGAUAAGAAGCAUGAGGUUCCCCAAGGCCAAGUGGGAUUCUACAACGCUGUUGCGAUCCCAUGUUACACGACGCUAUCAGAGCUUUUCCCUCCGUCCAGUCCUCUUCUGAGAGCCUGCAGGGAGAACCUGGGCCAAUGGGAGAAGAUCUCACGGGGAGAGUUGGAGGACAUCAUGCCCAACCGGCCUUCAGAUUCCUCAGGCCCCGUCAAGGUGGAUAACUGACUACCAAAGGGGGUUUCUGGCCCACCAAAGGAAUACAACCUGAAUCCUGCCACGGACCCUGUAACUGUCGGUAUGGAAGAAAACCACAAAUCCUGUGUGAGCAGGAGGCAGAUCAGCUGAAAAGCGACUUGACUUUGAAAACACACAGUUACCUCACUGGGUGACGGAGGUGUCAACACUGACGGUUUCACCGCUUCCCAGAGACUGACAAGACGGACGACGCAGAGACACUCUGACCCGUCUUAUCUGCAUCCACUCAGCUCGGGAGUUUCGCUCGGUAGAAUGGACUUUUGUGCCGUUUUCAGUUUUGCUGUUUUUAUUUCUUUUUGUUUUUUUAUUUGAGCUGAUUCUUUUAUGGUCUUGUAUCUUGCAGAGGCCUUACUCUGAACCUUUCACAGGCUACAAUAUGUGAAACAUGGUCGUGGGUUCAGGCUUUUUUUUUUUUUUUUAAUGGUACUGUUUGCCUUCUGUGGUAGGUUUAUCGUACGCGCACUACUUCAGCAAGGUUUUUCCCAGAGACAGAAGGAAUGUGUAGAGCAGAUGCGUGGUGUCGUGCCACCUUACUGAGAAGGUGAAUGUGUUUUUUUUUUUUUUUUAUUACUUUUUUGAGCAAAAAUCCUUUGCAGUACUUGAAUAAAAAGACACACAGCCUAUUCUAGGUGGAGAUGGCAGAAAUCCCCCCGCAGCAGAGUCUACUAAACGUGGUUGAACUGUGACGAGGAGGAGUUAGAUAAUGUCCACACUUGUGAACACAGUCACAAGAGAGUCACAAUGUUUCUCCCCUGAAGUGGACCCCACAGCACUGCCCCCCCGUGCCCACCCCCCCACCCCCACCCAGCCCCUGGCAUUUAGAAACCUGCUGCACAGUACAUCAACUCUCUUCUGAUUAAUAGGAUCUGAUCCUAGGCCGGCAGUAAUGAUGCAUGCAGGACGGGACAAAGAUGCACAAAUAGCAUCCGUCUCACAUCACUUAUAGUAAGCCAAGCCCUGCACACUAUUGAAUUUCUCUCAUUUUUUGACGCCACAAUCUCAUCAUGAAUUAUUUGACACUACAAUCUGGUUCCUCCUCAUUAAUCAGUAAUCAUUUUUUACAAGCAUGAAUAAAACACGAUAAAAAAAUGAGGAUACCGCACAAGUCGGCAGAGUUGUCACAGCGGAUUAUACAGAUUUGUUUGUUUUGUCAGUGGCACAAUAAACUUUUCACAGCGCUGUCUGACCUUAUCUGAUGUCCAGGCGGCGUCAUGAUUUACACCACACAAGUCCAGGCAUUCGGAUUUAAUGACGAUAAAAGAAGAGUGGGAAUAAGUUGUAGCUGAUACAGUUUUUUUCUUCAUCAAGCUGUAGCCCUAAAACAUUUCAAACACUGAACACACCCAAAGCAGCUCAGCAGGAAGCCUCAACAAUCAUCUGCUUUGUCAUUUCACAUGAAUUCAAAAACCUGUAAAUCUAACGUGCAUCAUGUUUUUUUUAUUUCGGGUUGCAACUUAAGAGCAUUGGCUACAGAAGCUCCCCUGAUUCCCCUGACAUGUAGACGGAGAUGAAUAAUCCUCCAAGGACUUACAUGUGUGGGUGGGUGGGGGGGUGGGGGGGGGGGGCUUCCAAAACGAGUUUCCAAGAUCUUCCAAAAAGGCAAAAAACAUUGUCUUUAAACGUCAUUCCAGUGGACAUUGUCCCUCUAAGACUGAAAUUACCCCUUGAAUUAAUUUGUUUUAACGACUGGUACUGUGGCUCCCAAAUGUGUGUGAAUGUACAUUAUGAUGAAUGUUUUUGUUGAUUGCAGAUCCUCAUUGGUCGUUGGCCGUUUCCAUGAUGUGCUCUGUCUUACUUUUUCCAGAAUCGCUUCCAGUAAGCUUCAACCAAGAGCAACAAACUAGCAUGCACCUGAACUGAAGUUUCUAUAUAGUUUUGCAUAAUACGGUAAUAAGGUGUGUACUGUGUACGAUGUGUGCUCUGAUGGUGCUAAACUGAAUGGCAGUCAUGCACUUUCUGACUGGGUGUGUACACUGUGUGUGUGUGUGUGUGUGUGUGUGUGUGUGUGUGUGUGUGUGUGUGUGUGUGAUGACUUGACUGUCUCUAACCCCUCCAGCGCCCCCUCCUGAGAACAUGGUUAAGUCCAUAACACUGCACUGUCCCUUCUACUUUUCAGCACCAGUUAUAUCCCAUUGUCUGCACUAUGUUUAGCUUAUGAUCUUUAUCAUUAUUAUUAUAAUUAUUGAUGAUGAUGAUUAUUAUUAUUAUUAUUGCUAUUAUUACUAUUGUUAUUUUCUUAAUUAGAGUUAAAAAUUUAAAUUAACUUAUAUUUUUUAUACAAAGAGAAACAAUGUUGGCCUUUUUUGUUUUGUACAAAGUAAACAUUAAGAUAAACAAAACGGUCUCGACAUGUUACUGUUACCCAGAAUAAAGCGGAAUGUCUCAACUGUAAAUGUAAGAGCAGUAGCCCAAAUGACUUUUAUUAAAUACAUGAAAAACA
Molecule: messenger RNA, 5423 nt
Organism: Labrus mixtus (cuckoo wrasse)
Lineage: Eukaryota; Metazoa; Chordata; Actinopteri; Labriformes; Labridae
Gene: pde10a
Product: phosphodiesterase 10A
Exons: 22
Coding region: 554-2953 (799 amino acids)
Biological process (GO): signal transduction; negative regulation of receptor guanylyl cyclase signaling pathway
Molecular function (GO): 3',5'-cGMP-stimulated cyclic-nucleotide phosphodiesterase activity; protein binding
Source: RefSeq, a predicted model, not a curated record